Messenger RNA from Rubroshorea leprosula, 2652 nucleotides. Lineage: Eukaryota; Viridiplantae; Streptophyta; Magnoliopsida; Malvales; Dipterocarpaceae. The record is from the annotation of a GenBank genome assembly.
AAUCUGAGUAGAAGUUCCAGCUGCUCCGCAACUCACUCUCAUGACUCAUCAUAUUCAUCCCCUCCAAAUACACAGAAACGAGAACUUGCAGAGCCGCUAACUCCAACAAUGUCUAAACUCCUCCUCCUCCUCCUCCUCUCCUUCCUCUUCUGCUCCCUCACCCUCUGCGCCCCCGUUACUUAUCCGCCGCCGACCAACCUCUCCCCCGGCGACGCCAUUUGGCUCCUAUCCUUCAAGGCCAAAGCCGACCUUGACAAUAAGAUUCUCUACAUCCUGAACGAGCGCUUCGACUACUGCCAAUGGAAGGGCGUCAAGUGCGCCCAGGGCCGUGUCGUCCGUUUCCUCCUCCCGAAUUUCGGCCUCCGCGGCACCUUUCCCGCCAACUCCCUCUCCCGCCUCGACCAGCUCCGUGUCCUCAGUCUCCAUAACAACUCCCUCUACGGCCCCAUCCCUGAGCUCUCCUCCCUUUACAAUCUUAAGUCUCUGUUUUUGGACCAUAAUAGCUUCUCCGGAUCCUUCCCUCUUUCCGUUCUGCUUCUCCAUAGAGUAUCUUCUCUUGAUCUUUCGUUUAAUAAUUUGACCGGUGAGAUUCCGGCCGGGUUAACUGUCUUGGCUAGGUUGAACUCGCUCCGGCUGGAACAGAACCGCUUUAACGGAACGGUGCCGCCUUUGAACCAGACAUUUCUACUUACUUUCAAUGUCUCCGGUAACAAUCUCACCGGACCGAUACCGGUAACCCGGACUUUGUCGCGGUUCAAUACGACUGCUUUUUCGCUGAACCCCUCUUUGUGCGGCGAGAUCAUCAAUAAGGUGUGCACUUCGCGUGCUCCGUUCUUUGAACCACCCAAUGGUUCUUCCUCUGCAUCUUCGCCGCUCGGGCAAAGCGUGCAGUCACAAGGUGACAGAAUCGUGGUUCUUCAUCCCCCGCCGCCAAAGAUGAACCAGAAGACCGGUGUUAUUAUCGGGUUCGGUGUCGGCGUUGUUGUAAUUGCUUCCUUUUCGUUAGCUCUGGCAUUUGUAAGAAAACAGAGCAGCAAAUCAGAUUCAAAAGAAGCGAAGCCACCGUCGUCUCUUGCGGCUUCCGAUCCUUAUCAAACAAAUCCAAGAAUUGCAUCUCAAGUUGAAGAGAACAGGGAAUUCCAAGCCAAAAAGAGCAAAGUUGCAGUACCAGAGGUUCAGAAAGUGCGAAAGAGCGGGAAUCUGGUAUUUUCUGCCGGAGAGGCGGAAGUGUACAACCUGGAGCAGCUAAUGAAAGCUUCCGCCGAGCUGCUAGGAAGAGGGACCAUUGGGACUACGUACAAGGCGGUGCUUGAUAACCAGUUAAUUGUAACGGUGAAGAGGGUCGACGCAAGCAAGACGGCGAUCGUAGGAAGUGAAGAGUUUGAGGAACACAUGGAUACUGUCGGUGGGCUCCGUUACCCAAAUUUGGUUCCCGUUAGAGCUUAUUUUCAGUCCAAAGGAGAGAGGCUUAUUAUGUAUGAUUAUCAACCAAACGGCAGUCUCUUCAACCUGAUUCACGGUUCAAGAUCAACGCGGGCAAAGCCUCUGCAUUGGACGUCCUGUUUGAAGAUAGCAGAAGAUGUAGCACAGGGUCUUAAUUACAUUCACCAAGCUUCGAAGCUUGUCCAUGGCAACCUGAAAUCCUCUAAUGUGCUUUUGGGGGCUGAUUUUGAGGCCUGUCUCACCGACUACUGCCUCGCCUUCUUUUCAGAUCCUGUUGAAGAUCCUGAUUCUGCAGCCUACAGAGCCCCCGAGGCACGCAAGUCCAGCCGCAGAGCCACCCCCAAAUCGGACGUUUAUUCUUUUGGAGUCCUGUUACUAGAGCUUUUGACCGGGAAACAUCCAUCGGAGCAUCAAGUUCUAACGCCCCAUGACUUGUUGGAUUGGGUUAUAACGGUGAGAGAGGAUGACAGUGGGGAAUAUAACCGGCUCGGAAUGUUCACGGAGGUUGCCAGUGCUUGCAGGUUGACAUCGCCGGAGCAGAGGCCGGCAAUGUGGCAAGUGCUGAAGAUGAUACAAAAGAUAAAGGAGAGAGCAUUGAUGGAGAACAAUGCAAUGGGUGGAUAUUCACAGGUUCAGGGGAAGAAAAAAUGAUACUUUGAUAAGUUACCGGAUGCAGAACACUUUGGGGUUGAAACGUCAAAUAUGGGAGGAGGCACUCAUCAUCUUAUAUAAGCCAAAGCAACUGUUAACAUUAUGGAAACAGAUUGCGAGGUUCAAUAAAAUAACAUAAUAUUAUAUACAAAGUGGUGAUUGGAAUGUUGAUCAUACACAUUUUUUAUUUCGCAGAUCUCUCAUUCAAAGGAAUGGGCGAUAAAAAAUGAAAGAAUACAGCACGACAUAGCAACAGAAAGAGUUGCAUUGUAAUAGAGAAGCACCGUGAACUCACAUUACGCUUGCAACCGCAGGCCUGCCUGAGAGAACAUGAUUGAUGUGAAGCUUUACCUGUAGAAGUUAAAAUCCCAGCCAGGAUUAAGACCAUGAAAAGAACCACCUUCUCUUUCUAUAUUUACAACGCGUCUGCUUCAUGCAAAAGAUCAAGAUUGUAAGAGAAACAAUUUUCGUGUUCAUGACGAGAAUCAACUUCAUAGUUCAUCCUACAGCCACACAGUUGAUUAGAUAGAAAAUAAAGAAUAGAAAAUCAGAUGACUA